Molecule: messenger RNA, 1796 nt
Organism: Myiozetetes cayanensis
Lineage: Eukaryota; Metazoa; Chordata; Aves; Passeriformes; Tyrannidae
Gene: GET3
Product: guided entry of tail-anchored proteins factor 3, ATPase
Exons: 7
Coding region: 3-1064 (353 amino acids)
Biological process (GO): post-translational protein targeting to endoplasmic reticulum membrane
Cellular component (GO): GET complex
Molecular function (GO): ATP binding; ATP hydrolysis activity
Source: RefSeq, a predicted model, not a curated record
AGAUGGCGGCGGCGGGAGGAGGAGGAGGAGGAGGGUGGGUGGCCGAGGGGCCCGAGGAGUUCGAGGACGCACCCGACGUGGAGCCGCUGGAGCCGACCCUUGCGAACAUCAUCGAGCAGCGCAGCCUUAAGUGGAUCUUUGUGGGCGGGAAGGGCGGAGUGGGGAAGACGACGUGCAGCUGCAGCCUGGCUGUGCAGUUGUCCCGGGUCAGGGAGAGCGUCCUGAUCAUCUCUACUGACCCCGCUCACAACAUUUCUGACGCCUUUGACCAGAAAUUCUCCAAGGUGCCCACCAAAGUCAAGGGCUAUGACAAUCUCUUCGCCAUGGAGAUCGACCCCAGCCUGGGGGUGGCCGAGCUGCCCGAUGAGUUCUUUGAGGAGGACAACGUGCUGAGUAUGGGCAAGAAGAUGAUGCAGGAAGCCAUGAGCGCCUUCCCCGGCAUUGAUGAGGCCAUGAGCUACGCCGAGGUCAUGAGACUGGUGAAGGGGAUGAAUUUCUCCGUGGUGGUCUUUGACACAGCCCCCACGGGGCACACAUUGCGGCUGCUCAACUUCCCCACCAUCGUGGAGCGGGGGCUGGGCCGGCUCAUGCAGAUCAAGAACCAGAUCAGCCCCUUCAUCUCCCAGAUGUGUAACAUGCUGGGGUUGGGGGACAUGAACGCUGACCAGUUGGCCUCCAAACUGGAGGAGACCCUGCCUGUGAUCCGCUCCGUCAGCGAGCAGUUCAAGGACCCGGAACAGACCACCUUUAUCUGCGUGUGCAUCGCUGAGUUCCUGUCGCUGUACGAGACCGAGCGGCUGAUCCAGGAACUGGCCAAGUGCCGCAUCGACACCCACAACAUCGUGGUCAACCAGCUCGUGUUCCCCGACCCGCUGCGGCCGUGCCGCAUGUGCGAGGCCCGGCACAAGAUCCAGGCCAAGUACCUGGACCAGAUGGAGGACCUGUACGAGGAUUUCCACAUCGUGAAGCUGCCGCUGCUGCCCCACGAGGUGCGGGGGGGAGACAAGGUCAACACCUUCAGCUCCCUCCUGCUGGACCCCUACCAGCCCCCCAGCCCCAAAUAGCCCCCCCAGGCCCCCAAGGGGGGACCUCCAACCCUGAAUAACCCCCACAGACCCCCGGGAGGGGUUCCAACCCAAAAGAAUCUCUGUGGGGGCUUCUACCAGCCCCCAAAUAACACAGACACUUCUCUGAGGGGAGCCUCUAUCACCCCCCCCAAACCCCCUUGGGGGGACCCUACCAGUCCCCAGCCCCAAAUAACGUCCCCAGACCCCCGAGGGGGGCCCUCGAGCCAAAAUAACCCCGCCCAUCCCUGGAGGAGCCCAAAUAGCCCCCUUUGGGGGGCCACUACUGGCCCCCCAGCCCCAAAUAACCCCUUGUGACUCCCUGGGAGGGGGAGGUCUGAACCGUAAAUAACCGCUCCACACUUCUGGGGGGAACCCAAAAGAAGCCCCUACACCCUGGGGGGAUGCAGAUAGCCCACCUCGACCCCUGGGGGGGCCUCUACUGACUCCAGCCCCAGAUAGGCCCCCAGACUUCUGGGGGCGCCCCCAACCCUAAAUAACCCCUCCCCUGCACCCCUGUGGGGGCUUUACCAACCCCAAAAGAUCCCCCCUGACACCCCGGGUGGGACAACAGCCCCUAUUUAUCUCCCCGAGGAGGGGCUGUGGGGCUCUGACCUCCCCCCAGAAUGCACCCCCAGGGACACUGCCGUUCCCCUCCCUCCCCCCCAACUUGGGGAGGGCAAAGGUGUGAUACCCCCAGGGGAAAUCAUGUAAAUAAAUUUCAGAAACAAA